UUGAGUUGGGCAACAAAUAUCGCAGGCCGCCGGAUCGAUCUUGUAUUCCCCGCUUGUGCGAGACUGCUCAAGAAGUAUCAGAAAUAUCUGUGAGCAGACUUUGGAUUUCACCGAAUGGGAUAGGGAGCUUUCGAAUAUUUGGAACAAGACUUCCAUCUCUCAUUUUAUACGGAAGAGGAUGGAAUCUUUCCUAAAGUUUUUGCUCGAAGAUCUUGGUGCGAAGCCAUCAGAUGUUACCAUCGUCGACGACAAAGCAUCUCCGGAGCUGUCCGCAGCAUUGUUUUUGUUGAACAGACCCGUUCUCUCGUCCUCCGACUUCAAUAGGAGCUCGGUCAGCGACGUUGUAAGCAGUGCCAGCAGGCCGUGUCGUUGGUCAAACAUGACAGAAGACAUGCAAGACUUGCGCAUUGCAAAGAGAAUGCUUUCCGAUCUUCGAACGCGUAAUGUUGCCAUGUCAAUGUCUAGCCCGUCACUUUCCACUUCACGACACGCCCUUGAUAUCGGUGGUAACAGAAGGAUAAAAACGAUAUCGAGUACAACCAACAUAGGAUUUCCAUCUCGAGAAAGUCCUUCGAAUCGUUAUGAUCGAUCUACCUCAUCACUUCCAAGUGCUGAUCGCACCCUACCUGUCAAUCGAAGCAAUCCUGGUUGGGAUGACAAGGCGCUCUGGCAUGAUGUUACAUCUCGCAUGAUGAACAAAAAUAUUGAAGCAAGGAAAAGCAAAAUGCAAAAGCAAUUGAAAGAUGACUUUGUCAGCUCUAAAAGCUUUCAUUUUGACAGUGACGUUGAAAACUCUUUGUCGUCCCGAGAGGAGGAAGAAGAAAUUCGAUCCAAUGACGGACUUUCGAGUGGAGAAGACAGCAUUGACAUCCUGGAGGACUUUAUGGAAGACUGGGCUGUCCGAAAGGACCUCGACAGCAAUAGUAGUACAGAGAGGUUCUCUACCUCCUCUUCCUCGAUGUCCAAUUUAAAACCACAUGGGCAAGGGUCAUCAGCUGACAUGACAGAUUCAACAUUUGACAUGGAUGCUUCUUAUCAAUCAUUUCUAGACUACAGUAAAUUGGUAUCAAACCACCAGGCACCGAGACUUCCUCAACGAAAAAUAAGUCAAGAAAAAUUGGUCACGUUGACUCCUUUCUUGAAUAUGAACUCUAAUAUUGGAGAAAUACAUACAAAAAAUAAUGCUUCGUUUGACCAAGUUCCGACAGUGCCGGGCCAACAGCAGCGACGGGAACCAAAAACUUCUCACGCAGACAUCCUUCCAUUCAUUUCAUCCGCGUCGCAGGUUCUAGCAUCUGGUCCCAGAGAUAUUAGAAAGAAGAGAACCGGCCUUGACUCCUUUAUUGGAGUCGAUARAGUCUUCGGCAGCAAGAAGCUGUCCACUGAAGAGGAUAUUAGGUCGAAGAAUAUCGAUCUAGAGCGACUCGAACGAGCAAGACGGUUGCGGGAAGCGCUGGGCUCCAUGGCACCAUCAAGUAGAAAAAACGAUGAUGAUACAGCUGGUCCUAGAAAAUUUCGAUGGAAGUCAUAUCGCUCAAGGAUAAAGAAGAAUUCCGAGGCCGUAACGGUGAAGGAGCAACGAUCAUCCCAAUCACAAUCUCCGCCUAGAACAUUCAACCCACGAGGGGGAGGGGACAAAGCUGUUAGUGGCAGUAGCGGUACUGCUGCUCUUGUCCCCAGAAGAACAAAAGCUGUCUGCUCCAAUUCAUCUUCGUCAAAUUCAUCUUCGAGCUCGUCUUCUUCUCCCAACCACUCGGUGGAUGAUUCUUCGUACUCGACGCUUUCCAUACAUUCAGAGGAGACUGUGAAAAGCUCAAAUCUGCGUCAGAGUGUAACAAUGCCAAAUAGCGUUGGCAGUACUGUUAUGGAGGACAGCCUCGCGAAAUAAGUGAUUCAUUCCAUCUCUACUKCACACACGAGCAAUAUCUGUCACUCUCUGAAUAUCACGUUUGAUUUUGAUCACCAGUAGAGUCAACGGCACAAAAUACAUCGAAGAAUUUUGAAACAUAGUAAUAUGCCAAUCACGCAUCGUAAGAUUCGGUCAAACCUCGACGCUCGAGGCAAUAAGGGAAUGUAGCUUUAUCGUAUGAACUCUCUGCAAAGUCAAAUAGCUCGAUACAAAAGAAUAAUGCCAAAUAACUAGCAUCAAGUAAAGAGUAGAAUUUCAAAAUAAAUUCAAAAUAAAUUGUUGUAUCAUCUCCAAUAAAGUUUCACAACCGCUUGCAGAUAACAUCCGUCUCGAAAAUUUAGGCGCACCGGUAAAGUAGUUUGCUCAAAAUCUUCUCAAAAUCGUAUCGUACUGUUACUUUACAGACGUACCGACGUACCGGCGUACCGGUACGAUCACCAACUGUUCACAAAUUACAGGGGAGAUCUUUGGAAAAUGUGUUGGUUUCAACUUGGUCUUACACAAGCAAGAAUUGGAUUUAUGUUGUGCUUUCAAGAAGAGUUAGAACAACUUCCAACGGUCUAUUUGUAAGAACACCUCUUCUACUUACUACAAAAAACAACAACAACAAAAACAAUACCCAGCAUACACAACAAAUAAAUGAUUUCCAUUCCUAUUUCAGAAACAGCAAACAGCCACAGUGCUUUCGUUGAAAACCUUCUACUACAUUCUUUUCAAAACAUAACUCCAACCUUACUAGCAAUAACUUCAUUUUUGCACCGUUGUAAGCUUUUUGCGUAGCGAGCCAAUCUUUGUGACUGCUCGUACGAGUACCGUACGAGUGGUAGGCAAACAAAUUCUACUGUGAUUGUCAUAAUCGAUACGAUCUUUUUAACCCAAUACUACGGUAGGCGUACUGUGGUAAAGUAUUAUUGUUUUUUCUUGAUUGCGAUACGAGCAUGAGAAGUGUGCCGUAGGUUCUUUCAACAGUGACCCAGAGAAGAUCUAUCACAGUAAAAACGCACAAUGGUACUAGACAUGCUGCGAAAUAGAUUCCCUCUGCUUUUACCUUACGGGUUGAAGUGCCUGGCAUUUCAUCUCGUCCUCUACGUUACUUUCCGGAGUCUGCUACCAUCACGAAAAGGUGCCGAUGCCACAGAAACACUGGACGAUUUUCCUUGGAAAAUUUCCCCCUCCAUGACAGCUCACAAAAUCGUUGCAUUCUCUGUGAUGAUACAUUGGACCUUUCUGGGAUUCCAACAUCUCAGAGAACAUGAUUACAGCGCAAGCUCUAAUUUAGAAUCCGAGGUUUCGGCUCUUGUCUUUGUACCUGCCGGUUUCGAUAUUGCACAGUAUGCCAUGGGUGCCUUACUCUUGUGGGAUAUUCCUCUGGGUCUGUGCCAUGAAUCAGGACGAAACGACGUUGUGAUGCAUGUUCAUCACUUGGGGAUGGUAGUGGUGACAUCUUGCGUAUUGGGUCUUGUUGGGCCUUCCUCUGUUAGCAGCGAUGGAAUUGUCGGUACUCAUGUUGCUCCAAUAUUUCUGGGAGCAAUAGAGCUUUCGUCGAUCCCGCUACAGAUCGUUGAUUUAUUUCAUCCCAAAAAAUCGCCCCAUUGGAACAAAUUUGCAAAUGACGGUUCAUCGACUUCAUCCUUUUCAAAGUUCUGUGCCACAAUAAACGAAACAUCAAGAAUUUUUUUCGCAAUCCUUUUCUUGUUGGUAAGGGGUUUGUAUUUCCCAUACGUGGUAGCUACGAUUGCUGCCCCAGAUUUCUACGUAGAAGGUAGCGUACCGUCUAUGGUCUUGUUGUCUAUGUCCAUCUUGUUUACUCUGUUGCAAAUGUAUUGGGCAAACUUGGUGCUUGGGCAGGUUAAAAAAACCUUCAUUGGAAACGAAACAGCUGGAAACAAGAAAUAUACUUCAAGGAAGAAAGAGUAGAACGGGAAUCUUAUUUUUGAUAACCUUCAAGGCUUUUUCACAAUAAUUUAUAACAAACUCC
This is a messenger RNA of Pseudo-nitzschia multistriata, 3887 nucleotides long. The record is from the annotation of a GenBank genome assembly. Lineage: Eukaryota; Bacillariophyta; Bacillariophyceae; Bacillariales; Bacillariaceae.